AGACAACAAACAUCUCCAAACUAUCAACUGGUGUCGCGAAGUCGUCCGGUUCAUGAAUAAGCUCAUACCGUCAGUCUUUGGAAUUUGUGACCAAAGGACACCAACAACCGAGGACCAUGAGGCGGGGAUCCGGCUCCACCAAGACGAGGAGCAGCACUUAUAUCCGCGGCUACCGCAGGCUGGCCCCCACCUCCCAGGUGGAUGAAACCCUGUUUGGGGGCCCAAACCCGUUGGACAAGCCGGGAAACUCGGCCUCCAAGGCCCCAAAGAAUCCGUCCAGGAGGAACCAAGAAAGAGAGACUAUUCAAAUAAUCACCAAAGACCUCAUUCGCAACCUCAGGAUCCCAUUGAAGGAUCCUUCAGUGGAUUCUGUCAUUCUGCCAUCAGCUGAGUUUCAGCGGAUCCCCUCAACGGCUCGAGUUCUCACCAAGGAGGAGCCGGAGGCCGUGAGGGAGGCCCAUCAGAGAAAGAAAGAGGAGGGCAUUAGAGCUGCAGAGGAAAUGAAGCGUAAAAUCCACGAGGCAGACCUCUCACGUAUGAAGAAUCAGGCCCUGACCGAGCUGGAGCUAGAGGCCCGGGACCGCGCGCAGCGCCUGUUGGAGCGGGCCAACGCCUUAAAGAUGGAGGAAGAGGACGAGAUCAAAAAGCUCAACAACUUGAUCCUGGCUGCUCAGUGCCAAGCCACACGUGACGUCCAGAUGGAUGAGAAGAAACAGAUCCAGGCAGAGCUGUCAGAGGAGGAGAAGCGGCUGGAUGCCAUGAUGGAAGUGGAGCGCCGCAGGGCCUUGGAGACCGUGGAGCAGAUUGAUGAGCUGCACAAACAGCAGAGGAUCGGGGGAAUGCAGAACAUUUGCAAUCAGAUCCGGCAACAUCUGAAUGACAAGCAAAUGCAAGAAGUGAUGAAAGAGCAGGAGAAAGAGCAGACGCGGGAGAAACGGGAGAAAAUGAACCUGGAAGACCUCAAGGCCAUGGAGAAGAAAAGGGAGGAGCAGCAGCACCUGAACGAGGAGAUAAUGCGCAUCAACACCGAGACCAUGCAGGCCAAGGAGCAGAGGAGAGAGGAGGAGAAGCUGGCCGACAUGAGGAACAUGGAAUACAUGCGAAACAAAAUGAAGCGAGAGGCAGAAUAUGAGGCUGAGCAGAGACGUAUCAAGAAGGAGAAGGAGUUGGAGAUUGCCAGGCUGAGGGCCCGCCAAGAAAAGGCAAAAGACUACAAGUCAGAGCAGGAUGACCUCCGCGUGAGAAGGAACCAGGAGGCCUCCGACCGGGAAUGGAGGAGGAAAGAGAAAGAGCUCAGUGCAAAGAAAGCGCAGGAGAAAGCGAUGCUGAGGGCGGCUCGGAUGGAGCAGGUCCACUGCAAGGAGCACCUGCUGUCGAUGGAGGCCGGCCGGGAGAAGGCGGAGUUUGAGAGGGUGCUGAAGGUGCAACACGAAGCAAUCGUCCGACAGCAGGAGGACGAGCAGAAGCAGCAACAGAAGGCACGCAACCACGCAGACGCCAUCCGAAAUCAGGUGAGGGAGCGGGGGCUCUCGGCCGUGGCCAAGCGCAGGGAGAUCUUCAAGGAGGCCAAUCAGUUCGUCGAGGAAGCGCGGCAGAGGCGAGUACGCCUUGACGAGAUCAAAGAGAAGAAGCUGAAGGAGCUCAAGGCUACAGGGCUCUCGGAAAGAUACUGCAGUGAGGUGGAGAGGAAGGCCUGUGCACUCUGAUCCACUCACACAGGGUCUCAUUUAAGCACGAAGAACAUGUUUCCAGUACUAAUGUAACAGAAGGCAUCAAUAAAAAAAUAAAAUAAACUUUCAUGGCGUCGU
Molecule: messenger RNA, 1808 nt
Organism: Cyclopterus lumpus (lumpfish)
Lineage: Eukaryota; Metazoa; Chordata; Actinopteri; Perciformes; Cyclopteridae
Gene: cfap45
Product: cilia and flagella associated protein 45
Exons: 12
Coding region: 117-1706 (529 amino acids)
Source: RefSeq, a predicted model, not a curated record